Setaria italica (foxtail millet) is the source of this 1729-nucleotide messenger RNA. RefSeq names its product galactoside 2-alpha-L-fucosyltransferase. The record is from RefSeq and is a predicted model, not a curated record. Gene Ontology annotation, cellular component: Golgi apparatus; membrane. Bases 11 to 1729 code for a protein of 572 amino acids. The transcript has 2 exons. Gene Ontology annotation, biological process: cell wall biogenesis; xyloglucan biosynthetic process. Lineage: Eukaryota; Viridiplantae; Streptophyta; Magnoliopsida; Poales; Poaceae. Gene Ontology annotation, molecular function: galactoside 2-alpha-L-fucosyltransferase activity.
ACUAAGCAAAAUGGACACCAACACGCGCGGCACGGAGGCGAGAGACGAGGCCAGCUGGCUGGGGAUCGAGGAGGCCUCGCCGUUCACGGGGAAGAAGACGACCAAGGCGGCGACCGCCGACAUCAGGCAAUGGAGCUCCGUGGUGAAUGCCACGCUGGUGCUUCUGAUCAUGACAAUGCCGCCCCUGCUCCUCCUCCUCAGCGGCGGCCUCGGCGCCCCGACGACGGUAUGGAUCAAGUCCACCGUCGCCAGCAUAGGCUCACAAAGAGAGCCCAAGAAAGACGUGCUUCUCGGCGGCCUGCUGGUUCCAGGAUUCGACGAGCACUCCUGCGCCAGCCGCUACCAGGCCGCGUACUACCACAAGGACAUGACGCGCCCGGCGUCGCCGCACCUCAUCAAGCGGCUGCGGGAGCAGGAGGCGCUGCAGCGGCGGUGCGGCCCGGGCACCGAGCCGUACACGCGAGCAUCGGAGCGGCUCAGGUCCGGGCAGACGGACGCCGACGACGUCGACGGCUGCAGCUACCUCGUGCUCAUCUCGUACCGAGGCCUCGGCAACCGGAUGCUCGCCAUGGCCUCCGUCUUCCUCUACGCCCUGCUCACCGGCCGCGUGCUCCUCGUGGACCGCGGCUACGGCGACACCCUGACGGGCCUCUUCUGCGAGCCGUUCCCGGGAACGACGUGGGCGCUGCCCCCCGACUUCCCGGUCGAGGGUUUCAAGGAGCUGGGCGAGGACGCGCCGGAGAGCUACGGGAACGUGGCGGUGAACCGGAGCGGGUCCGUCUCCGCGCUGCGCUUCGUGUACCUGCACCUUGACCACGCCGCGUCCCAGGCGAACAGGCUCGUGUAUUGCGACGACCACCGCCAGUUCCUCCACCGGGUGCAGUGGGCGAUCAUCAGGACGGACCAGUACAUGGCGCCGGGGCUCUUCUUCAACCCAGCGUACCGGGAGGAGCUCGACCGGCUGUUCCCAAGCAAGGACUCGGUGUUCUACAUCCUGUCGCGGUACCUCCUGCACCCGACCAACGACAUCUGGGGCAUGGUCACCAGGUACUACAACUCGUACCUGAAGGACGCGGACGAGAGGGUUGGCAUCCAGAUCAGGGUGUUCGACAGCAGCGACAAGCCGUUCCAGCAAGUCCUGGACCAGAUCCUCGCGUGCACGUCGAGGGAGCACCUGCUGCCGGCGGUCGUGACCACGGAAGGCGUCGCGCCGGCUCUCCCGGCGGCUGCCGGCGCGAGGACCACGGCCGUCCUGGUGACCGGCCUGAGCUCCUGGUACCACGACAACAUCCGGGAGAUGUACUGGAAGUCGGCGACCACCAGCGGCGAGGUGGUGAGAGUGCACCAGCCGAGCCACGAGGAGCACCAGCUCUGGUUCCACAGCAAGCACGACAUGAAGGCGCUAGCCGAGAUCUACCUGCUGAGCCUGACCGACAGGAUCGUCACCAGCGGGUGGUCGACGUUCGGGUACGUCGGCCACGGGCUCGGCGGCCACACGCCGUACCUCCUGUUCAGGCCGAUGAACUACUCGGAGCCGGCGCCCGACCCGCCGUGCGCGAGGGCCAUGUCCAUGGAGCCGUGCUCUCACGGGCCGCCCGCCUUCGAGUGCACGAGGAAAGAAAUCAACAGGAUUAUCGACACCGGAGCCCUGCUGCCUCAUGUCCGCCACUGCGAAGACCUGUCGUGGGGGCUCAAACUUACUGAUCCGGUUAUCGAAAAGAAGGUGUAG